Chlamydomonas reinhardtii is the source of this 2752-nucleotide messenger RNA. RefSeq lists its product as uncharacterized. The transcript is spliced from 8 exons. Lineage: Eukaryota; Viridiplantae; Chlorophyta; Chlorophyceae; Chlamydomonadales; Chlamydomonadaceae. The record is from RefSeq and is a predicted model, not a curated record. The coding region runs from base 122 to 1156 and encodes 344 amino acids.
CAUUUUACAGCAAGGCAAACGAUUAUCCAAUUUGCUGCAGCUGUCGGACACCACCACUUUGUCCCCACUUCAUGGCCCGUUCCAUAUGAUCCUGCGGUGCCUAUAACCAACACGAAUAGAUAUGGUGACAGUCGCAGGGCCGCUAGUGGCGUCUAGAGGCGCCUGGCACGCAUGCGUGCUAGUGCUCGCGCUCCUGUGCUCGCGAGCGGCAGCGGAUGCAGUAGCGGACUUCUAUGGCGACCUAGUGGCACAGCCAUCAAAGCUGGCGCGGAGCGUGGAGAAGAAGGGCAUGAUCCCGGUGGAGCGAUGGGACGAUAAACUGUUUAGCUUUGAGCCUUUUCACCACUGGGUCAUGAACAGCUCCAUCUACCGGAGACAGGUGCCGCGGAAUUACCCGAUGUCGUUCCCCUGCGGCGUGUGGGUAAACCACCAUUACAAGUUCGUGUUCAUUCGCAACCGCAAAGCGGCGUCCACGACCGUAACGGACAACUUUGACAAGUGCCACUAUAAGAACGCGGACGCCAAGCUGUGUAUCGAGGUGGCCAGCUUGGCCGCCCUGAAGGAGCGGGGCCUGGACCCGGCUGACAUGUGGCGCGACUACUUCGUGUUCAGCACCAGCCGCAACCCCUGGGCGCGGGCCGGCUCCUCGUACGACUACUGCUCCACCAAGUGGGCGCGCACCAGCGGGCCGUGCAGCCAGCCGCCCUUCGGCUCCUUCUGCCGCGACCCGUCCAUCCUGGGCAAGAUCACCAACCUGUUCCACUGCUUCGACCGCGUGGGCAUGUACCACGACUACUACCACACAGAGCCCGUGGCGCCAUGCCUCACCACCGAGCUGGGGCUGCCGGCCGUGGACUAUCUCAUCAGGUACGAGAACCUGGCUGACGACCUGCCCGAGGCGGUGCGCCUCAUCAACGAGCGGCGGGACAAGUCGCUGCCGCCCAUACCCGAGCCCAAGAUCUACUGGAAGAAGAAGGGCCAGGCCGCUCGGUCCAGUGAGGAGUCCGGGGUGGAGUCCACCACGGCAGCGCUGGUGGGGCACGGCGAGAAGUACCGGCAGUGCGGCAUGCAGUGCGUGCGCGACAUCUACGAGUACUUCAAGGUGGACUUUGAGCUGUUCCAAAUGCCGCUGCCCAAGUCGGCGCCCAGCAGCUGAGCAGGCAUAGCCUGCCAGUACUGCCAUUGCAGAUUUGCAGCAUGGCAGCAUUGUAGUAAUCGCGUAGCACAGCACUGGCGUGCGAGUAUCGAGGUCAGCGUGGUGUUCGGGGGUGGAGGCCACGGGAGGAGGCUGGUGACUGGCCUAGUGGGUGCACUCGCCGGGAAAGAUACCGGGCCAGUGGCAUCAGUGGCGACUAGGUUUCGCUUAGCAUGCGCGCGGGCGUGAAGCCGGUAGGUAGACAUAGAAGUGAGAGUGGGGAUUUGAUGCGUCGUGCGGCUUCAGGACUGGGACGGCGCAGAUUAUUAGACAGGCGGCGACGGCCGACCGCUCGGGUGAUGACUGGCAAGGCGGCCGCGCCACGGACAUGCAGCUCAGUGCUCGACAGAUUGCUUCGGCAUGUGGAGACGCCGCGUUGGCGAGAGCCACGAAUAGCCGUGGCGGCAUGUCGCACCCCUGGAGGGCACUGUACUCGUACCUGCUCAAAGUGCAUGUGAGCCUGUUCUUACAACCGGGUCAGUGCACGUCGCCUAAGUGAUGCAACACACAUGUUGGCCAGAAGGGGCGCUGCAUGCUGUUUGGGGUCUUAAUGCGGUACGUGUUUUAGUCGGCGUGGGAGGUUUCCCGGCGGUUUCCCGGCAGGGAGGUUCCCUUCACUGGCGCCAAGCCAUGAGGCCAUCACAAGUUUAUGACGAGUGUUGCGGAAUUGCGGUGUCAGUAAGUCAACGCACCAGACGAGCGUGACCGCUACCAAUUCACACAAUCCAGGCGCGUGGGAGCAACACUGCGCAGGAGGGCAGGACGUGUGGCGGGCUGGCGGCCCUGAAAGUCUGAAACACGUUGGGAGCUGAUUCAGCGGAAGCAGCUGGUGUGCUGGCAACGUCUGGAGAGCAGCGACACGGGCUGCGCGUGUGGCAUGAUGGCUUGGAGCCAGCAAAGCUUCGCCCCGGCAUCCACAGUCUACGUAGCCAGCGUACCAGGCGGGUAGAGAUGUACCGUAUUCCCGGUGGACACCAGGUUUUGGCGUGCCGUGAUGGCACAGUGCAUCUCGGAGCUCUACUGAAGCCCGAUGGAAGGCGCCCAAACACGGAGGCAGAGUACCCAGGGAAGAACCGCAGCCCAGGGAAGAGCGAGACCACAGGCUAAGGUUGUGUGCCUCCAAUACGCAGCAUCCAGAAUGUGAUGCAUCGCCCAGACGAGGUCGGGAACAGACGGGCGCCGCAGUCGCGCCGACAGACACGGAGCGAACGUGUCGGUAUGUGCCCCACGCACGUAACACAGGACCGCGGACUUUUUGACGCAGCCGUCGCGGUCAGUUCCGGAAUACAUCCGGUUGUUAUAAUGCCAGUCGCCCAGUCUCGUUGCACUCAUAACGGUUAAUCAAGUCACCCCGCACUGUAGGUCUCGGCAUUGCAUUCCUGACAAACUAUGGUAUCGCGCUCCGCCUAGGUCACGAAAUGAGCGCCCGCUCGCCCAUGGAUGCAUAAACAUCCAAUAUUGUAGCAUGUAGCGCUGUAUCGGCGGUAGGCGAUGCUCCAGGUCUCACUCCAGGCAUGGCACUUGACCAAUUUCCUGAAACGCCCGUAUAAAUAGGCC